Molecule: messenger RNA, 387 nt
Organism: Verticillium alfalfae VaMs.102
Lineage: Eukaryota; Fungi; Ascomycota; Sordariomycetes; Glomerellales; Plectosphaerellaceae
Product: PaxU
Exons: 2
Coding region: 1-387 (128 amino acids)
Source: RefSeq, a predicted model, not a curated record
AUGACGCCCGUCAUCGACACGCUCGGCGCCCUCGACGGCGCGGACGGCGGCGACGACGACGACGACGCCAUCCUCGUCGAGGCCAUGUCCAACACGGGCGCCGUCAACUUCAGCGCGACCCUCGACGCCUUCGCCGCGCGCCACGGCCGCCCGCUGCCCCACCGCCUGCUCGUCCUCGACUCGACCCCCGGCAGCCCCUGGUUCACGUGGCCGUCGCUGCAGGGUUGGUCGCGCGCCAUGACCAUCGGCACCGGCGCCUGGUUCCCCUGGCCCUUCGCCGUGACCCAGUGCCUCUGGGGCUCCUUCCUGACCGUCAAUGUCCUGGCCGGCUGGAUCAUGAAGCAGCGUCCUGGAGACGUGAUGUCGCGACUUGAUGAUGACGAGUGA